AUGACAGAUUUCAAAGUGCCUAGGCCAAGGUUCUUUACCACUGCUAGGAAAGGCGAGAACUAUGAGCUUCAAGCCGAUCUCAACAGUGAGUAUCGCGACAAACGAAAAGAUGCCAUAAAGAAAGUCAUUGCUAACAUGACGGUUGGAAAGGACGUCUCGGGACUGUUCUCUGACGUUUUAAAAAAUAUGCAGACAGAAGAUCUUGAACAGAAAAAGUUGGUCUAUUUAUAUUUAAUGAAUUAUGCAAAGUCGCAACCGAAUUUGGUGAUAUUGGCCGUCAAUACGUUUGUCAAGGAUACUGAUGACAGUAAUCCAUUGAUCCGUGCAUUGGCCAUUCGCACUAUGGGCUGUCUUCGUGUGGAACAAGUUGUUGACUACCUUUGUGAGCCAUUGAGAAAGUGUAUGAGGGAUGAGAAUCCCUAUGUGAGGAAAACUGCCGCCAUAUGUGUAGCAAAGUUGUACGACCUUAAUCCCGAGCUAGCUGUCGAGAAUGGAUUUGUUGCCUUGCUACAAGAAAUGAUGUCCGACUCGAAUUCAAUGGUUGUUGCCAAUGCGGUAACGGCGCUAACGGAAAUCGACGAAGCCUCUCCUGACAAUAGGAUUUUUGUAAUUAAUGGAUCAUCACUUAGCAAACUCCUUAUUGCAUUGAACGAGUGUACAGAAUGGGGACGUAUAGCAAUACUCGAGGCAUUAGCAGAGUAUAAACCAAUCGAUUCAAAGGAAGCUGAGCAUAUUAUCGAGAGGGUUAGUCCACAAUUUCAACAUGCCAACGGAAGCGUGGUCUUGGCUGCUAUUAAGGUCGUAGUGAUUUUAAUGCGCCACAUUAGAAAUGAAGAACUCGAAAAAUCUCUGGUCAAACGCAUGGCCCCACCGCUCGUAACACUUCUUGCUUCAGCACCGGAAGUCCAAUAUGUAGCAUUACGCAAUAUUAAUUUGAUUUUGCAGAAACGCAAAGACAUUCUACAAAACGAGAUGCGAGUGUUUUUCUGUAAAUACAACGAUCCGCCGUAUGUGAAAUUGGAAAAGUUGGAUAUUUUGAUAAAACUUGCAAACAGCAAGAACGUGGAUCAGUUGCUUUCAGAAUUGAAAGAAUAUGCAUCGGAAGUAGACGUUGAUUUUGUGAGAAAGUCUGUUCGUGCUAUUGGACAGUGUGCUGUCAAAAUCGACGAGGCUUCGGAAAGAUGCAUCAACGUAUUGCUUGAUCUCAUUAAUACAAAAAUCAAUUACGUUGUCCAAGAGGCUAUCAUUGUGAUAAAGGACAUAUUCCGUAAAUACCCACACAAAUACACCACGAUUCUACCAACACUUUGUAAAAACCUCGAGGUACUCGACGAACCUGAAGCGAAAGCAUCUCUAAUCUGGAUUAUUGGUGAAUACGCCGAAAGCAUCUCUAAUGCAUCGGAACUUAUCUUGAGCUUCCUCGAUACGUUCCGGGACGAAAACUUGCAAGUACAGUUGCAACUAGUAACAUCAUGUGUAAAAUUGUUUUUGAAAAAGCCGACAAAGGAGAACGAAGGAAUCGUGUAUAGGGUUUUAAAAGUUGCAGCGCAAGAGUGCGAUAAUCCGGAUUUGAGAGACAGGGCGUAUAUUUAUUGGAGGUUGUUAUCGACCGAUCCACAAGCUGCCAAGACGGUAGUCUUGUCCGAAAAACCAGUAAUAUCGAUAUCAAACAGUACGCUGUCAGAGUCGCUUUUGGAACAGCUACUCAAUGAUAUUGGUUCGCUAGCAAGCGUAUACCAUAAACCUCCCGAGACGUUCCUUGGACGCGGAAGGUUUGGUGCCGAUGCCAUCCAGCGAAAAGCCAUAGAGGAACAAGAAGAAUCGAUAAGGGAAACCCCAUUACAGAUACAGACGCAAACCAACGUUGAAAAUCUUUUAGAUAUUGAUUUUUCCAGUCCGGCCACGCCCACAUCAUCUUCUGCCAUUCCAGCUUCUACUGCAUCACCUAGUGUCUCUAGUACGACGGCGACUUCAGCUGGACCUAUUGACGAUUUGUUGGAUUUGUUCAGUGGAACAUCUGUCAACAGCAGUAGUAAUGGCGCUGGUAUCAAUACGACACAGGGACAGAAUGGGACACGAGGGAAUGGAAUGAGUAAUGACGAUAUCCUUGGUCUAUUUUAG
Molecule: messenger RNA, 2121 nt
Organism: Paraglomus occultum
Lineage: Eukaryota; Fungi; Glomeromycota; Glomeromycetes; Paraglomerales; Paraglomeraceae
Source: the annotation of a GenBank genome assembly